Messenger RNA from Rotaria sp. Silwood2, 420 nucleotides. The record is from the annotation of a GenBank genome assembly. Lineage: Eukaryota; Metazoa; Rotifera; Eurotatoria; Philodinida; Philodinidae.
AUGAAUAUGAAUAAUUCAAUAACGAACAUUGUUGAUCUACCUGACGAAGUAUUGCUUUCUAUCUUCAAAAAACUUAAUAAUAUUGAUAUGUUAUACUCUCUUGUGGGAAUUAAUCAAAAACUCGAGAAUGUGGCAUGUGAUAUUACGUUCACUCGAGCUGUCGAUCUCAUAACAAUAUCAUCAAAUGAAUUAAAUAAUUCGAAAAGUAAUGCAAUACUUGAUCGAUUUUGCUUGCAGAUAUUAUCUCGAAUUCAUAACAACGUAGAAUGUCUUGCUGUUCAAGCGCCCAUUUUUCAACGUGUUCUUCAUGCUAGUAGUUAUCCUAACUUACGCAAGCUCAUUCUCGUCCAAAUGGAUCUCAAUAUUGCUUCUCAUAUCUUUAAAGGUAUGUUACUUGAUCUCUUAAUGUCCAAGAAAUAA